AGUCCUGCCUAAACCCUGCUGUUUGUCAGCCUCUUCAGCUCCCUUUUGGAAGGGAGGUGGUGCGAGUGAAAACAUCCCACAGCUGGAGCCGGCCCUGCACACAUCCUCCUGGCACGACUGCGGGACACAUCUGGACUGCUCUGCCACCUCCCACCCACUCAAUCCCCCUUAGGGCUCAUCAACUGGGCUGUCCAGCUCACUCCACAGGGCAGCAGGAGAGUCCAGCCACACCUCCCACUGCAAACCUUGGUUGUGCAACUGCCGUGGGAGUGGGGUGGGCACUCGCCCUCCCUCCCCUGCCUCUGCCAAAGCGCCAAGUCCCGCCUAUAAAUCAGGACCAGGAGGGGCUCUCUCCCUGCGGCAGAGGUGAGACAGCAGCACAGGUGGCUGAGGCUGAGAGGUUAAGCCCUGUUCACAGCCUGGAAUCCCGGUAGAGGCAGCAGGGAUGAGAGUGGCCGUGGUGGGCGCUGGUGUCAGUGGGCUGGCAGCCACCAAAUGCUGCCUGGACGAGGGGCUGGAGCCCACCUGCUUUGAGCAGAGCCAGGACAUCGGGGGGCUCUGGCGCUACACGGAGCACAUCGAGGCCCGCCGGCCAAGCCUCUACCAGUCAGUCAUCAGCAACACCUCCAAGGAGAUGUCAGCAUUCUCUGACUUCCCCUACCCCGAGGACUUCCCGGUGUUCCUGCCCAAUGCCCGGCUCCUGGAUUACCUCCGGUGCUAUGCCGAGCGCUUCAGCCUCCGGGAGCACAUCAAAUUCGGGACCACUGUUGUCAGCAUUCGGAAACACCCCGACUUUGCCACCACGGGCCAGUGGAAUGUGGUCACAGAGGCGGAUGGGAAGCAGGCAUCGCAUGUCUUUGAUGCUGUUAUGGUUUGCACUGGCAAUUUGUCCGAGCCAUCCCUCCCCCUGCACUGUUUUCCUGGCAUCGAGAAGUUUCGAGGCCAGUCCUUUCACAGCCGCCAGUACAAGCAUCCCGACGUGUUUCAGGGGAAGCGUGUCCUCGUGGUGGGCAUGGGCAAUUCCGGAGUGGAUAUUGCGGUGGAGGCCAGUCGUGUAGCUUCCAAGGUGACCAUUUGCACCCAUCGGGGUGCCUGGCUGCUCAGCCGUGUGUUUGACCAUGGCUACCCAUGGGACAUGGUUUACAACACUCGCUUCAUGAGCCUGAUCAGAAACAACCUCCCUGGGUCCCUUUCAUGGGGAUGGGUUAAUUACAAUGUGAACCAACGGUUCAACCAUGAAAACUAUGGCCUUCAGCCAGAGAAGAGGUGCCUGGUGCGAGAGCCUCUGCUGAACGACGACCUUCCGAGCUACAUCCUGACAGGGAGGGUCACCAUCAAGCCGGGCGUGAAGGAGUUCAAGGCCAACUCUGUUGUUUUCCACAACUGCCCUGAAGAGGAACCCGUUGAUAUUGUUGUCUUCUGCACAGGCUACAACGCCUCCUUCCCGUUCCUAGAAGAAUCAGUCGUCAAGGUGGAAAACAAGCACGCAUCCCUCUACAAAUACGUGUUCCCAACCCACCUGCAGAAGAACACCCUGGCUGUCAUUGGGCUGAUUAAGCCCUUUGGAGCCAUCAUGCCCGUGACAGAGAUGCAAGCACGCUGGGUGACCCGUGUCUUCAAAGGCUUGUGUCAGUUGCCUCCUCAGUCUGUCAUGGAGAAGGAAGUAAAUGAGAAGAAAAACCAAGUUAAAUGGUUUGGUCUGUCCUUCGACGAAGUCCUCAAAACCGAGUGGCUGGUCUACAUGGACACGCUCGCCUCCUUCAUCGGUGCCAAGCCCAGCGUGCUGGGGCUGCUCUGCAGAGACCCCUGGCUGGCCCUCACCAUUUUCUUUGGCCCCUGCUCCCCCUACCAGUACCGACUGGGGGGUCCUGGGCACUGGGAGGGGGCACGCCAGGCCAUCCUCACCCAGUGGGACCGGACCCUGAAGCCCACAAGAACACGAGUUCCUGCUGGCUCCUCCAGCUCUUUCCCCUCUCUCCUGAUUGUGGUGGGGUUCCUCCUACUCCUGGCUGCCAUAAUUUUUGGUUUACAAUAGCUUUUAGAGCCUGUUAAUUUUUUGUUCUUGUCACGGGGGAUGUUAUCUCAGGUCAGACAUCUCCACAGUGUGCCAUGGGAUGGGAGGAAAAGGAUUUCACCAGAUGGAACAAAUUUUAUGCUUCAACCUGCCACACAAACCUUUCUCUGCCCCAACUCACCCCCAAGCACAGCUUUGCAGACCCCAUUAGCUGGGGAUGGCAGCUUUCCCCCAGUGUCUAUUGCUCCUCUCCUCUCCUCUCCUGCCCACUGCUGGGAGCAGAGCAUGGCUUUAUGGCAUAACUGUGUAUGGAUCAUGCCAGCCAGGAUGCAGCAAGGAUAAGACUAGCCCUGCUCCAACUCACCUGAGGACCAGGGUCUUUAGUCCAGCAAGGGGUUAUCUGGGCUGGGUACGCGGGUCAGGCUGUCUCUUUUCCCAGACUUAAAACCUAUGACCCAAAAAUCGCAGUUUGGGUUGAAUUGGUGCAUGUUUCCAAUGAAAGGGCCCUGGUUGUGAUUUGUCACCACUGAAAUUGGGACUCCUGGCUUUGUUUUCCUUCAUUCCUCACCACUGGAUAAUCCUAGGGCUUUUUUCAUGUGUGUGGAGACUUUAAAUGAAUAAAAUUUUAUCAGCUGUGUCA
Molecule: messenger RNA, 2654 nt
Organism: Corapipo altera (White-ruffed manakin)
Lineage: Eukaryota; Metazoa; Chordata; Aves; Passeriformes; Pipridae
Gene: FMO1
Product: flavin containing monooxygenase 1
Exons: 9
Coding region: 446-2035 (529 amino acids)
Molecular function (GO): N,N-dimethylaniline monooxygenase activity; NADP binding; flavin adenine dinucleotide binding
Source: RefSeq, a predicted model, not a curated record